Messenger RNA from Myripristis murdjan (pinecone soldierfish), 1909 nucleotides. It is a transcript of the gene selenbp1, whose product is annotated as selenium binding protein 1. NCBI's taxonomy places the organism in Eukaryota, Metazoa, Chordata, Actinopteri, Holocentriformes, Holocentridae. The record is from RefSeq and is a predicted model, not a curated record. Gene Ontology annotation, molecular function: protein binding; selenium binding. Bases 151 to 1569 code for a protein of 472 amino acids. The transcript is spliced from 12 exons.
CCCAUUGGCCGUGGAUGUGAGUGACAGCGCUAAGCCCCGCCCACCGCGCCCUGUCCCAGCCUGCCUCGUUGCGAGGCGUGCAGACGUGCCCGGACUCUGGGAACCUGCAGCAGCCGGACCGGGACCAGAACCAGGACCAGGACCUGAAACAUGGCUUCGUGCUCAGGAUGUGGACCGGGCUACCGCAGCCCCCUGGACGCCAUGAAGGGCCCUCGGGAGCAGAUCGUCUACCUGCCUUGCAUCUACCGCAACACCGACGUGCUGAAGCCCGACUACCUGGCCACCGUCGACGUGGACCCCAGCUCCCCUACUUACUGCCAGGUCAUCCACCGGCUGCCGAUGCCGAACCUGCGUGACGAGCUGCAUCACUCGGGCUGGAACGCCUGCAGCAGCUGCUUCGGAGACGCCACCAAGAAGCGCAACCGCCUCAUCCUGCCCAGCCUCAUCUCGUCCCGCGUCUACGUGGUCGACGUCGGCACCGACCCCCGCCAGCCGCGACUCCACAAGAUGGUGGAGCCCACCGAGCUGUACUGGAAGUGUGGACUGGCCAACCCGCACACCACACACUGCCUGGGCAGCGGCCAGAUCAUGAUCAGCUGCAUGGGCGACCCCAACGGCAACGGCAAGGGUGGUUUUGUCCUGCUGGACGGCGAGACGUUUGAGGUGGUCGGGAACUGGGAGCACCCGGGCGAGGCGGCGCCUUUCGGCUACGACUUCUGGUACCAGCCGCGUCACAACGUGAUGAUCAGCACCGAGUGGGGGGCGCCCAGGGCUCUGGCAGACGGCUUCAACCCCGCCCACGUCAAACAGGGGCAGUACGGCAGCGCCCUCCACGUGUGGGACUGGACGAGCCACAGGCGGCUGCAGACGCUGGAGCUGGGCGAAGAGGGCGCCAUUCCCCUGGAGAUCCGCUUCCUGCACGACCCCGACGCCACCGAGGGCUACGUGGGCUGUGCGCUGCAGGGCACCGUCUUCCGCUUCUACAAAACACCCAAAGGCGACUGGGCCGCCGAGAGAGUCAUCAAGGUUCCCAGCAAGAAGGUGGAGGGCUGGAUGCUGCCUGACAUGCCCAGCCUGAUCACAGACAUCCUGAUCUCCCUGGAUGAUCGCUUCCUCUACUUCAGCAACUGGCUGCACGGUGACAUCAGACAGUAUGACAUCACAGACAGGAGGAACCCGCGAUUGGUCGGCCAGGUGUUUCUGGGAGGAAGCCUCGUCAGCGACGGUCCGGUCAGAGUGCUGGAAGACCCGGAGAACCAGCCGCAGCCGCCGCCGCGCGUCAUCAAGGGGAAGCGUAUCCGUGGCAGUCCUCAGAUGUUGCAGCUGAGUCUGGACGGUCGGAGACUUUAUGUCACCACGUCUCUGUACAGCGGCUGGGACAAGCAGUUCUACCCUGACAUGAUCCAGGAGGGCUCAGUGAUGAUGCAGGUGGAUGUGGACACGCUGAGCGGCGGCCUCUCCCUCAACGAGAGCUUCCUGGUUGAUUUUGGGAAGGAGCCGGACGGCCCGGCGCUCGCCCACGAGCUGCGCUACCCCGGAGGAGACUGCACCUCCGACAUCUGGCUGUGACCCCGCCGCCGCCCCGCCAACGCCCCCCGCAGGCUGUAAGAGGGAACACUGACUCUUAGCUCCCUUAUGGACCAAAUUCUCCGCCUGGCUCUGUCCAAUGACCUUUACACUUACUGUGAAAUCUGUGUCAGUCAGACUUCCUCUGUUUGAAAGUGAUUAAUACUGCUAACACAGCACGUCGAAAAAUAGAACAAAUGUUAGUGCAAUACGUUAUAAUACAGAUUCAUUUCACUACACCAAUGUUUUAUAAGCAAUGUCACUGUAAAAAAAAAAAAAACAAAAACAAAAAAAACAUGAAUUAAAAGUGUCAAAAUGCCAUCUGUUUGGUGUGUUAACCUGA